AUGCAUUCUUCCUUACCCUUGCGAGCUGGCAUCCUCAAGCGCUCCUCCUACUAUAACUCCGACUACCGCAGCGGGGCUGCCCUGCUUCGAGCCCGCCGGCCGUACCUAGUCAAGAAUACCAUCACGGGCCUCGCCAUUUUUGGCUUCGCAAUUGGAGUUUUUGCGUUUACUCUCAAAGCUGUGGGCCAAGAGACCUUUGAUGACGUGAUUGUUCCAUCGGAACCGCAAGUCGCUGCGCCAAACUCCUCUUCCGCAGAAACUGCGCGGUUGCAGUCGAUACAGACUCAGUCGCCGAAGACACCCACUGCCGCAGCGAACGGGAUGCGCUCAUAA
Fonsecaea erecta is the source of this 333-nucleotide messenger RNA. RefSeq lists its product as hypothetical. NCBI's taxonomy places the organism in Eukaryota, Fungi, Ascomycota, Eurotiomycetes, Chaetothyriales, Herpotrichiellaceae. Gene Ontology annotation, cellular component: mitochondrial inner membrane. The record is from RefSeq and is a predicted model, not a curated record. Gene Ontology annotation, biological process: mitochondrial respiratory chain complex IV assembly. The transcript is spliced from 3 exons. The coding region runs from base 1 to 333 and encodes 110 amino acids.